UUCACUCCUGCCCUCUCAAAUGCUUUUUUCAUCCCGCAUUGCCUUUGCUCCUUCGAUUCUGAUUUUUCCCACAUCAAGUUCACCUCAGAAUCGUUUAGAUUAGCCAUCUCCCCCACCUGUUCGAUUAAUUGUUUGGGUUAUGAUUUAUUGAGACUACGUUCAUUUAGCAAGGAAAGGAAAGGAUGUCGAACAUACCAAUGAUUUGCACAUGACACAUUAAUGUGGUCAUAUUAGAUCACUGGAUCUUUAUUGAACAGAUGAUCCUGUAUUCCUAUUCACUUGUGGUGCCUUUCGAAACGCUAGGCUCUGUAGCAGAAUUAUAUUAAUUAGGAUAUGGAUGUGUGGCUCACAAAAUUGGCUCCGCAGCCCAUCUAAUGCCACUGAAUUUUUGUCUUCAAUUGAUACCUAGUUUUAGUAGCCAAAGAAAAUUGUUCGUUGUAGUAAAUUUGAGAUGAAAAAGAUCAAUGAUAAUGUAUCCUAUGUUUUAUAGGUGGUUUGCCAACGGCUACAAAAAGGUUGGGCAUAUCUGCCCAAUUAAAAACUCCUCCCCAAGAGCGUAAUACACACUGAAUCCAAAAUAUGUAAAACAUUUACAAUGAUCUCCAUUGGCCAAUCUCAAAAUGCCUCGGACUUUAUAUACCAAGAAAUUGGAGUUAGUCAAUCCACUUUUUAGAAUUAGAAUAUACUAUUUUGCUCCACUCGAACCCUCACCCUCAUCCUUCAGCCUAUCCGAAGAACCUAGAAGAAUCAUGGCCUCAACUAAGUCGGUCUACAGAGUGUAGCGGUAAAAGAUUCAGAUAUGAGUAGUCCGAUUCAUAUGUCAUAUAUAAUUAUGCACCUUGUAGAGUGUCUAAAUAAAACCUAUCGUGGAAAUGAGUUUUCUAUGUGCCCAUGAGAUGACAUUCAUGGUCAUGCAUGCGUGAGCCACAUGAAAUGUUUACGAGUCAUAGCUAUUGUGACCACGACCAUGUGGCACCACCACAACGGAGGCGGCCCCAAAGACAGAUGCGUGGCAGUGAAGCAAAGCGGACCACGACCCAUCUCGUUGCUUAAUCCUAACCGAGCAAUCCAAGGUGAGGUUUUUGCUUGGGUUUGUAGGAGAAGAGAGGAGAGGAGAGAGAGAGAGAGAGAGAGAGAGGGAGGAAGAUGGGGAGAAUUUUUAUGGUGGAGUUGGAUGGGAGGGUCUACCGCUGCCGAUUCUGCCGAACCCAAUUGGCUCUCAUAGAAGAUCUCAUCUCCAAGUCUUUCCAUUGUCGUCAUGGGAAGGCGUACCUGUUCAAUCAUGGCACAAAUAUCUCUGUCGGAGACGAAGAAGAGAGAGUGCUGUUUUCUGGAAUGCACACCGUAGCUGACAUUUUCUGCUGCUGCUGUGGACAAAAUGUUGGUUGGAAAUACAUGAUGAUCUCAAAGCUGUUGGAAGUCAAUUUUAUAUGCGGGCUAACACAUUGUAACCGGGUGGUCGCACAAGAGAAGACCCCAAAAGUACAAAGAAGGAAAAUUCGUCUUGGAAAGGUAACUCUGUGGUUGUUCCAAGAUUUGAUUCUGUUAAAUCUGCGGGGAGGAAUUGAUGGGCGGGCUACCUCGACAUUUUGCAGGGGUAGAAUAGCUGAUGGAACUGACUUGGAGUUCUACGUCGAUACCCGUCCGAGCGGGAGUGAUGCUGAUGACAGUUAGGAGAGCUCCCUGUGGCUUUGACUUCCUCAUGGUUUGGCAUUGCUCUCCUUGGUGGUAUAAAUAUAUGUAGUAGUAGUACUAGUAGUCGUAGUAGUAGUAGUAGUAGUAGUAGUAGUAGUAGUAGUGUGCGAUGUUUUGACGUGGAUCAGCUCAUAAACUAUUUUGAUGUUGAAUUUAUGUUCUUGGGUUUCA
Molecule: messenger RNA, 1866 nt
Organism: Musa acuminata AAA Group (dessert banana)
Lineage: Eukaryota; Viridiplantae; Streptophyta; Magnoliopsida; Zingiberales; Musaceae
Product: protein yippee-like At5g53940
Exons: 5
Coding region: 1147-1674 (175 amino acids)
Source: RefSeq, a predicted model, not a curated record